Molecule: messenger RNA, 1178 nt
Organism: Mercurialis annua (annual mercury)
Lineage: Eukaryota; Viridiplantae; Streptophyta; Magnoliopsida; Malpighiales; Euphorbiaceae
Exons: 3
Coding region: 27-1118 (363 amino acids)
Source: RefSeq, a predicted model, not a curated record
UCAGAAAAAUUCAAAGAGAUACAAAAAUGUACGUGACAAGACCACUUUCUAUGUAUAUAAGAGAUCCAUCAGCUAUUUCAUUACCUCCCCCGGAAGGUCCGAAUUCCGGCAUACUAGUGAUCAAAGACGAAGAAGCGGAGCGAACUAGAUGUUUCGGAUUGUGCACGGACAAUCGUGUAAAAGAGUUUCCUUUUCCUCAGAAUAAGAAUUUGAAAGUUGAAUAUGUUCAACAAGCUGGGCAAAUUCAACAUGUUCAUAUAAACAGAGUUGUGUUUAUUCCUGUUUUGAAUCAACCGUUGUCUUCGAAUCUCUACUACUGCAUCGAGCGAAAUGGAAAGCAUAAAGGGGAGGCUUACAAGAACUCAACAGAGGAGGACAUGACAACAUGUUGUUUCUGCAGCCGUAUUAAAGAUCUCAAACCGCAACCUUUAGAUCCUCAAGACACCUAUCAGCAACUCGAGAUUAUCCGUAGAAAAUGGGGUAGUUUCGCUGCCAAAUCCUUAGCUCCUGAUGGAUUCCCUCCACUUUUCCUCAGAAGAAAAGGCUGGCGAGUAGUCACCACAAAGCGCGAAUUCGAGUUGACCGAAGCCUUAGGCCUUGACAAAACCCUCCGAAACCGUCUUCCAGAAUUCACAUUUCCUCUAUCAGAACAAAGUUCUAAGCCUGUCACAGUAGGAAAAUGGUACUGUCCUUUCAUGUUCAUCAAAGACGGAUCGCCAAAAGAUCAAGUGGAUAAAUCGAGGUUUUAUGAGAUGAGAUUAGAGCAGAAAUGGGAACGGGUUUUCGCUUGCGAAAAUAACGGUAAAACAGGUAAUUCUGUUAAUGUGGAUGUUGUUAUUGAGACUGAAACAGUUGGUGGAGGAGAAGGUAAUAAUGUAGGGUUGAGUUUAGAAAUUGUUGAGAGAAUGAAAUGGGAGGAAGUGAGAUUUGGAUGGACUGAUUUGGAUGAAAAGAAAGUUAGAGUGAUAAAAGUUGAAGAAUUUGGAGGACUUGGUGAGUGGAAGAAAUUUGGUUUAUAUGUUUUGGUGGAGAGAUUUGUAUUGAAAAGAAUGGAUGGAAGCUUGGUGUUGGCUUAUGAUUUCAGGCAUAUUCAACACAUUAGGACCAAAUGGGAAUAAUUAAGUGUGUAAACAUUAGUUUUGUUUUUGUGUGAAAAAUGUUGUAUUGUUGUAUAUGUA